Messenger RNA from Talaromyces stipitatus ATCC 10500, 828 nucleotides. RefSeq lists its product as uncharacterized. The transcript is spliced from 5 exons. Lineage: Eukaryota; Fungi; Ascomycota; Eurotiomycetes; Eurotiales; Trichocomaceae. Gene Ontology annotation, biological process: mycotoxin biosynthetic process. Bases 1 to 828 code for a protein of 275 amino acids. The record is from RefSeq and is a predicted model, not a curated record.
AUGGUCGACGAUUUAAGACUCAGUUCAGAUUCCGACGAUGAGCGCUCAGAAGACAGAGACGACGAAAAAUUAUUGAAGUCGGAAAUUAAAUCUGAUUUCUAUCCUAACGAUCGGUCAAAUAGACCACGAAAACUCUUCUUAGUUCUGGUUGCUGGAUUUUUUAUCAAUGUUGUCUGGACAUCAGCCCUCGUCUGGAAAUGGAUAUCUCUACAGUCCAGUGUUUGUAUCAAGGAAUCAUUAUUACCUGGACCGCUAGUUAUGAUAUACUCACCUGCGAGAGAGGCGGUCAAGUAUGAAAUUGUCGAGACCAAUACCACGAUUGACUCAUCGAACGUCUAUAUGGGCAAGCCACGACCGGAACAAACUUUAGCAUGGGAGGAAAUUACAAAAUGGAGAAAUAUCGCAGUAUCUAAAGAUGAUCUAGAGAAGAUCGGUCAAGAUUCCAUCGAAUUGGCUGAUGGUACUGGUUACAUGGCAACUCUGGAAGUAUUUCAUCAUAUUCAUUGCCUGGACUUCAUCCGAAUGUAUAUAUUUAAAGAUUAUUAUGACACUCACGAAAAUGAGAACCUGCGCUGGAAACACGUUGACCACUGCAUUGAAAUUUUACGAACAAGUGCCAUGUGUCAGGCAGAUAUCUCACUCGUGACGUGGCAAUGGGUGGACCGACAGGAACUUCCAUUUGCGAACUUCGACGUUAAGCAUGAGUGUCGUAAUUGGGAUAGCAUUUUGGAAUGGACUAAGAACCAUCAAGCAGCAGCUUCGGCUAUAGUACGGCCUCCUGAAAAGACCUGGCCACCGCAUCCCCAAGGUAAACAACUUGAUGAAUAG